CCGGCAGGCAGAGCGGCGGGCAGAGCGGCGGCGGUAGGGAUGGAGGAGCGCUGUUGCGCGGCGGUGAUGCGGGUGCUGGUGCUGCAGGCGGCCUGGGCGCUGGCGGGCGGGCAGGUGCGCUACUCGGUGCCGGAGGAAGCCAAGGCCGGCACGGUGGUGGGCCGUCUGGCGCAGGACCUGGGCCUGGAGGCGGGCGAGGCGGAGGCGCGGCGGCUGCGGCUGGUGGCGCAGGGCCGGCGGGCGAGCGUGGAGGUGAGCGGGGCGAGCGGCGCGCUGCUGGUGAGCUCGCGGCUCGACCGGGAGGAGCUGUGCGGCAAGAGCGCGCCGUGCGCGCUGCGCCUGGAGGUGCUGCUGGAGCGGCCGCUGCGCGUCUUCCAUGUGGAGCUGGAGGUCACCGACAUCAACGACAAUGCCCCCAUCUUCCCCGCCGCCCGCAAAAACCUCAGCAUCGCGGAAUCCUCUGUGCCGGGGUCUCGUUUCCCGCUGGAGGGCGCGUCGGAUGCGGAUAUCGGAGCGAACGCGCAGCUUUCCUAUACACUCAGCCCCAGCGAGCAUUUCUCUCUGGAUUUGCACCGCAGUGAGGAAUAUCGAGAAUCCCUCUUUUUGGUACUCACGAAAUCUCUGGACCGCGAGAUGAUUCCCGUUCACCGGUUGUUGCUGACAGCGAGUGACGGUGGCCGGCCGUCUCUGACGGGGACAAUGGAGCUGGUGAUCUCGGUGCUGGACGCAAACGACAAUGCGCCCCAAUUCAACCAGUCGGUGUAUAAAGUGCAGCUACUGGAGAGUGCUGCAGUGGGAACGCUUGUGGCGACGGUGAAUGCGACAGAUCCGGAUUUGGGAAGUAAUGGUGAAGUGACAUUUAGUGUGAGCAAUACUUUUCCUGAAAAGGGGAUGAACAUUUUCCUUUUAAAUGGGAAGACGGGUGAAAUUCAUCUGGCGGGUACCGUAGACUAUGAAGACAUUCGGACACAUGAGAUAGAAGUUGAAGCAACAGAUAAGGGGACACCCCCACUGUCGGGUCACUGCAAGGUGGUGGUGGAGGUGCUGGACGUGAACGACAACGCGCCGGAGGUGUGGGUGACGUCGCUGUCGGUGCCGGUGUCGGAGGACGCGUCGGUGGGGACGGUGGUGGCCCUGCUGAGCGUGUCGGACCGGGACUCGGGGGAGAACGGUCGCGUGCGGUGCUGGGUGUGGCCGGCGUCGCCGUUCGGUCUGGAGGCGACGUUCGCGGGCUCGUACUCGCUGGUGCUGCGCGAGGCGCUGGACCGGGAGCGGGUGUCGGAGUACGAGGUGGAGGUGCGUGCGGAGGACGGCGGGGCGCCGGCGCUGGGCGCCCGGCGCGGGCUGCGGGUGCCGGUGUCGGACGUGAACGACAACGCGCCCGCGUUCGCGCAGGCCGUGUACACGGUGCUGGCGCGGGAGAACAACGCGGCGGGCGCGGAGCUGGCGCGGCUGUGGGCGCGGGACCCGGACGAGGCGGGCAACGGGCGCGUCAGCUACUCGGUGUGGGAGGGCGGCGCGGGCGGCGGCGGCGGGUGGCGGGCGGCGUCGAGCUACGUGUCGGUGGACGCGGAGAGCGGGCGUCUGUGGGCGCUGCAGCCGCUGGACUACGAGGAGCUGCAGGUGCUGCAGUUCGAGGUGCGCGCGGUGGACGCGGGGGAGCCGCCGCUGUGGGGCAACGCCACGGUGCAGCUCUUCGUGCUGGACGAGAACGACAACGCGCCGGCGCUGCUGCCGCCCGCGGGCCCGGCACCGGAGGCGGGCGCCGCGGCGGCCGAGGCGGGGGCGGCGGGGGCGGGGGCGGUCUCGGUGUGGGAGCCGGGCACGCUGUGGGCGUGGGCGACGUGGGGGGCGCCGGCGGGGCAGGUGGUGGCGAAGAUCCGCGCCGUGGACGCGGACUCGGGCUACAACGCGUGGCUGCGCUACGAGCUGUGGGAGCCGCGGGGCAAGGGCCCGUUCCGCGUGGGGCUCUACAGCGGCGAGGUGAGCACGGCGCGGGCGCUGGACGAGGCGGACGGGCCUCGGCAGAGGCUGCUGAUCGUCGUGCGCGACCACGGCGAGCCGGCGCGCUCGGCCACGGCCACGCUCAGCGUGUCGCUGGUGGAGGCCGCCGAGGCGGCGCUGGCCGCGGCCGCGGGAUCCUCGGCGUCGUCGUCGGUGUCGCGGUCGGCGGCGGGCGUGGAGCCGGGGCCCGGCGGCGCGGCGAGCGCGGCGACCAACGUGUGGCUGGUGGUGGCCAUCUGCGCGGUGUCGAGCCUGUUCCUGCUGGCCGUGGUGCUGUACGUGGCGUCGCGCUGGGCGCCGCGGGCGGCCGUGCUCUCGGGGCCCGGGCCCACGACGCUCGUGUGCGCCAGCGAAGUGGGCAGCUGGUCGUACUCGCAGCGCCACAGCCGCAGCCUGUGCGUGGCGGACGGCGCGGCCAAGAGCGACCUCAUGGUUUUCAGCCCCAACUUCCCUCCGCCGCCGCCCGGCCCCGCGCCCAAGGACACGCAGCCGGAGCCCUCCGCGCUCCUCGACACGGUCAGUGGCGAUACCCUGCUCGCUUCUAUUCUGUCCCCUUUUGCAGCUUGUCUCUCGUUCCAUUAGCUGCUUUGUUAGCCGGUCUCCGCCUCCGCAGCCUGAAGGCGACGGGUGCUUUGGUGUGUUAAUUUCACCAUUGUACUUGCUGCCUCGUCCUUGCAGAGGGAAGGUGUUUCUGUAACCCCUUGUGGUACGCACCUGAAAUUUACUGCUGUGGAUAUUGCUGUGGAAUUGUUCUGCCCUAGGAUGAAUCCUCUGCUGGUUGCAAUGAGAGCUGUCCUGUCAUGCCGCGAUGUUUCAGUUUUGGAGAGAACGUUCCUUCUUGCUGGUUGUGUGGGUUUCCACGAGCUUGCUAAAUGUGUGCAGGACAGGCUGUGGUGGUGACAGUCCGUCAGGUGCUGUGUAUUUCCUCACUGCCUUUGCUGACUGAUGGACCUGGUGGUACCACGUGUGGUUUCUUCCCUGGCCUCAUGUUCUCUCAUUUGUUCUCUACAAGAGAUGCAAGGCAAGGUGAUAAUUUGGACUUGUGUCCUAAUGUCAUCAUGGAAGCUCGGAAGGCUUUGUGGCCUUUUCAUGUUUUGUUUCCCACCCAGUUACUGUUCGCUGUAGUUAUAAUUUGCUAUCCUAGGUGGAGAGGUGGUUUGACGGACAGUGACCCCUUUUUGAUAUGUUUUUCCAAUAUUUACCCUUGGAACACCCUUUAAAGUUCCCUGUAAAUCCUCUUGUAAAUAACAAUAACCACAAAAAAUCCUACAACUAAUUUCUUGUACAUGGUGGAUGGCCACUGUCAGUGUCCAUUUCCAUGGGAGCUGUCCCAGCAUGACUGCUACAGUAAAUAUUGGUCUUAGAUCGCACAGUAAGAUGCACCUGCAGAGUCUUCCAGACCGUGUAUAUGAUGCCAUCUGUGGGGAUUUCACAGUGCUCUCAUUUCUGGGAAGUUGAGCAAAAGUUUAAUUGACCCCUGAGGUAAGAAAGGAAAUUGUGCCUUGCCACAGAGGUGAAUGUGGCAGUGACACUGAGCAGCUCUUGGUCAUGUCCUGGUUCGAAAGGUGACUUUGAGCACUGGGAAGCCUCCUCUGAGGGAACCUGAAAUCAUUCGUAACACAAUAGGUCAUAUCAUAGGAGGACUGGAAUGGGAAUGAUAUCCUUUUCUGGAGAAUAAUUGUUACAGACUGGGGGAUGGAGGAUGCUUAGAGGAAAGCAGGAGGCAGGAUGGGCCCAGAGUGUUUCUGCCCAGGAUCAUUUCUAUGUUCCAAGAGUCUGGUGUUGCAAUUCUUCUGCAUCAUGAUAUAAUAUCUGGUAUUGGAAUGGCCACAGAGUCCUUUGAGGUUAUGAAUAUCGCACGUCAGAGACAGUCCCCUGUGCUGCCGCUGGCCUGUCAUGUGGAAUGGGCUGGGUGACAGUUGGUAACAUGCAGAGUGAUGAGCAAUUUUACUGCUGUUUUGGGAAUAUUGUUGUGGGAGUGUGGUACUACAAACUGCUUUCCAUGUGUAUCGUGGAGCAUUUAUAGCAGCUUCCACAGCUCUUGCCAUGAUGGAUCUUUGCUUCAAUCUCAUCAGAGAUAAUUUUUAAGGGCAGUUGAAGAGAUGGGCUUAAUCUGGUUCUAUUCUUCCCCUUCUUGUGCUCCUGCAUGAUCAGUCUGGGUAGAGAUGGCGUGUCCUGUUAUCACAAAGGGCUUAUUCUGGUGUCUGGAUGCGCCCGCCAAAUCUCCACAUCUACAGAGCUGCGCAGCUCUGGUUUUCUGGUCUUGAAAUUCUCUCACGUAGUUAACAUUUUGAGUGCACUUGUGCUUUUGGUGUGAUCUCUUGAAGAAGAUCUGUGGGGAUUUGGAUCAGUGUUGUUCACGAGUCUAAUCACAGAACAUUUAAGAACUCGGUUUGUAUCUGCUAUUGCUGAAAAGGCACAAAGCAUCCUGGCAUGACAAUGAGUCAGAGAAUGGAUUUGGAGCAGUCUGUAUAUUUGUGCCAGCCAUGGGGGAAAGGAGAGAAUUUGAAUACAUCUUUGGGGUUUGGGGAGGGAAUAGAGACUUUCUGCUUAACUGCGGAGAUCCCAGUUCCCAGGGUGUAAGAUACAGGAUCACAAUAGAAUAUCGUGAGGACGAUCCCACCAUACAGUGCUGCUCUUCUGGUAUCCUACGAGGGCGUCCAGAAGUUCUGCAUAUCUUAGGGUACUGUUGUUCUUCCUGGUAUUGCUGCUUGUGAAGACAUCUGCCCUGCGUGCCUUUAAUUACUUGGUUUUGAUGUGGAAUAUUGUUUGUCGAUGAGAAGCUUUUUGAAAUCUGGGUCAUGCUGCCGUGCCUUCUCUGAACAUUUCCUAAAAGUCAAAAGAGAUGAGGAAUGAGAGCUUUUUCCAAAGAAUAUGUUACUACACCAUGUCAAGAGUGUUGAAGAUACGGUAAGUAAAGUCCCUUCUUGGUAAGGGAAAAGUGAACAGAGUGUGGAAAUGGAAGUAAAUUGAAAGCUAGAAGAGUUCAAUGGAGGAAGAAAAGGUGGAUAUAGAGAAAGAGAAGGGAAAAAAAAAAAAGAAGUAGAAAAGAGAGAGAGCAAGGGAGAAAUUAUAAAUUUGUUUACUGGCACGUCACUGACACUACCCCUAUACAUAAAAGGGGAAGAAUGCGACAAAGGAAAUGAAGAAAAGAAGGAAAGGGAGAAGAGAAAGAAAACGGAAAAGAAUAUGCUACUAAAUAAUGGCACAGUGAGGAAAUGAGGAAUUGAAGAUGACAAAGAGAAGAAAUUUAAAACAGGAUUACUCACGGAAGUUGCCUCAAAGUGCUGGCCGGAGCUGGUUGUCAACAGGUUCCGCCUCGGAUAGAAUACUGCGUUCCAGUGCUGAUUCCACAUAAUUAAAGUUGGUGGAUCAGAAUAAUUUUGUUUGCAGUGCGGCGCCGGAGGCGGCUGGCGAGGUACCAGAAGGGAUAAUAAGAGAGCAUCGGAAAAAGUCCAAA
This is a messenger RNA of Taeniopygia guttata (zebra finch), 5464 nucleotides long. Lineage: Eukaryota; Metazoa; Chordata; Aves; Passeriformes; Estrildidae. The record is from RefSeq and is a predicted model, not a curated record.